Molecule: messenger RNA, 255 nt
Organism: Bipolaris sorokiniana ND90Pr
Lineage: Eukaryota; Fungi; Ascomycota; Dothideomycetes; Pleosporales; Pleosporaceae
Exons: 3
Source: RefSeq, a predicted model, not a curated record
AGAGAAUGUAUAAGCACGUAUAUACCCCUAUAUAUAAGAACUGAACUUAUUAAGACUCUAUAUAAGUCCCUAGAAUAUAGAUACGCAGGGGUAGACGAAAUAGUUAGACGACUAGCUAAGGUGUUUGCAAUACUACGCUUGCGAGCGAAGGUAUUAUUAGAACUAGGAUUAGCUCGAUUUUACGACAUAAUUCUAGUAAUCUACGAAAUUAGUAACGACGAAGCAUUCGCUGCACUACGCGAACUACAGAUAUAA